Messenger RNA from Melanotaenia boesemani (Boeseman's rainbowfish), 3989 nucleotides. RefSeq names its product G protein-coupled receptor, class C, group 6, member A (gene gprc6a). Gene Ontology annotation, molecular function: G protein-coupled receptor activity. Bases 173 to 2896 code for a protein of 907 amino acids. Gene Ontology annotation, cellular component: membrane. Gene Ontology annotation, biological process: G protein-coupled receptor signaling pathway. The transcript is spliced from 7 exons. NCBI's taxonomy places the organism in Eukaryota, Metazoa, Chordata, Actinopteri, Atheriniformes, Melanotaeniidae. The record is from RefSeq and is a predicted model, not a curated record.
CUGACACCAUGAAAUAAUGAAGAGGAUGAAAACUGGAAAGUCGUAUUUCAAGUUCAGGAAGUUUGACAGCUUUGUCUAUUAAAAAACCCCGGAGAGACUCACACAAGUAGCAUUUUAGAGGUGCUUGUAUUUGAGGAAGACUUAAGCAUACGAGUUAAAGAAGGAGAAGAAAAUGAAAUAUUUACUAAGUUUCUGCAUCUUUUUAUCAAGUUUAUCGUGCCACUUUUUCUAUGGUGAAAGUCGACAAGAAGCCAGAGCCCCAGGUGACAUCAUUAUUGGAGGACUGUUCCCAAUACAUGAAAGUGCUGAAGUUAGUUAUGCCAGUGGCAAAGAAGAGUGGACCUGUAGCAGGGUAAGCACCGCUCGGCUGGCGCAGUCCUUGAUGAUGGUGCAUGCGGUGGAGGAGAUAAAUGAAAGGCGUGAGUUGGGGAACCUCAAACUGGGAUAUCACAUAGUGGACUCUUGCGGUGAUGUUACCACUGCUUUAAGAAACACCCAGUCUUUCAUGAGAGGAAAUGAUCGUACACAGCAGUCUCCUCCACCUGUGCUAGCUGUUAUUGGUGAUUCUUACUCUGAGAUAUCCAUAGCAGUUACACGGCAGCUUAACCUGGAGAACAUUCCUCAGAUAAGCUAUGGUUCAACUUCUGGUCUCCUGAGUGAUAAAAACCGUUUCCCAAGCUUUAUGAGAACAGUACCAGAAGACGAUCACCAAGCGCGUGCCAUCAUCGAGAUUCUGAAGUAUCAUAACUGGACUUGGGUUGGUGUUGUAACAACUGAUGGUGAAUAUGGUCGCUAUGCAGUUGAACGCCUCAACCACCAUGCAAACAAGAACAACAUCUGCAUUGCCUUCACCUCAGUUCUGCCAGAUUUUCUUGGAGAUAAAAUGCUUAAUGACAGCAUUGACUUUGCAGUGAAAAGCAUUACUGAAAGUAAAAAUGUUCAAGUCAUUGUGUCUUUUGCAAAGUCCAACCAUAUGAUGUACAUUUUUGAUAAGCUUCUCAAGAAUCCCCAAGGCAGAGGGAAAGUUUGGGUGGCUAGUGAUAGCUGGUCACAAUCAACUAAUGCACUCAAUACAACAACCUGGAAAUUGGAAGAUGUUGGAACAGUCUUUGGGACCAAUUUUAAAUCUGGAAACUCAUCCAAGUUUAUACAGUUUCUCCGCAAUCUUGAUGUAAAUCCAGCUCAUUCCAAGAACAACUCAUUUUUGAGUGAUUUUUUAAAGGGGGAAAAGACUGACAGUUCCAAUGGAACAGCCAUUGCUCAACUGAUUAACAAGACAAGUCCAUAUGCCGUGUUCAGUAUUGAUUUGGCAGUUAAAGCAAUUGCUCAGGCUGUUACAGACCUCUGCAUCAACAGAAAGUGUAAUGUAUCCACAUUGGAAACCUUGAAAUUCCGAGUUGCCUUACGGAACACAAUGUUCUUCAUGGAUGGGAAAAACUAUUCAUUCGAUGAAAGAGGUGACAUAGACUCAGGUUAUGAUGUCAUCCUUUGGAAGGAGCCCUCACCAUCUUUUCUGAAUACAAACAACAUUGUAGGUUUUUAUGACAUCAAAAACCAAAGCCUGACCUUCAACUCAGAUAAAAAACAAGACUUGUACCAUCUCACUGAAGUGAUUUCCAGGUGCUCAGUCAGCUGUGAACCAGGUGAAAGGAAGAUGUCAGCUGAAGGCCAACCAGUUUGCUGCUAUCAGUGUGAAAAAUGUCCAAAGGACCAUUUUUCCAACACAACUGAUUCCCCUGCGUGUCAUCAGUGUGAUACUUCCACCCAAUACUCCAAAGAGGGUAGCUCAAAUUGUACUGAAAAAGAAGUUGUCUACCUGAAGUGGAAUGAUAAGUAUCAUAUUGUAGUGCUAGCAUUUACAGCUCUCGGAGCUUUGCUUUCCCUUGUUGUUGGGAUCAUCUUCAUCUCAUGCUGGAAAACGCCUGUGGUGCGCUCAUCUGUGGGCCCCAUCUCCAUCCUCCUCCUUACAUCUCUUUUUACCACAUUUGUUAGUGUACUAUUAUUUGGUGGAAGACCCAACGAAUGGCAGUGCAAGGCACGACAAGUGCUGUUUGGUUUGAGUUUCACGAUGUGCAUCUCCUGCAUCUUGGUCAAGUCAUUCAAAAUCGUCUUGGUCUUUGAAUUUAAUCCCAAAACAAAAAGUUUCCUGAAGACACUCUACAAGCCUUAUGUGAUUAUUGCCACAUGCAUGGCAGGUCAAGUGCUGAUCUGUGCCAUUUGGCUUGCACUCAAGUCUCCAAUGCCUAUGUGGGAUAACAAAGCACCAGACAAUCAGCUUUUGAUGUACUGUCAUGAGAAUUCAACAUCUUUAUUUGGUGCCAUGCUAGGCUAUAUUGGCUUUUUAGCUCUCAUUUGCUUGGGUGUGGCAUACAAGGGAAGAAAGCUGCCUCAAAGUUAUAAUGAUGCUAAGUUCAUCACCUUUGCAAUGCUGAUAUUCUCCAUUGCCUGGAUCAUCUUUGGCCCUGUUUAUGUUACUGUCACAGGAAAGUACCUUCCAGCAGUUGAGAUGGUCGUCAUCCUCCUCUCAGCCUACAGCAUCUUGUUUUGUCAGUUCCUCACAAAAUGCUACAUUAUUCUUUUCAAGCAGGAAGCAAACACAGUGACUGCAUUUCGUCAAGAUAUAAGGAACUAUUCCUUGGGUAAAGACACAGAGGAGAACUCUAUUGUGAUACAAAACCCUGUAUUAUCCAUGGAGUCACUUCCAAACCUAGUGCCAUCUGAUCCACUGACUGAUCAGAGGUCAUUCAAUAAUCCUCCUGUGACACCAUACCCUUCUUCUCCGGUAUUAAAUCCUUCACCCACCAUGCCUCAGGCCAACCUCAGGCUGGAUCGCAAGAGGAAACAAUUGCAUAGAUAUUUAAGUUUACCAGAAUCAGCAGCACAUUAUUCACGAUAGUUUAAAAUGUUAAUUGAAGCACAAAAUAACUAAGACCGCACUGCCUGAUAUUUCCUCAUUUUUUGUUACUGUUACUGUUAUUGUUACUGAUUAAUUUUCUGUUUAUUGAUAGAUUGACAAACUACUUCAGCUUUAAAUUAUUUAAGAUCUACUGCCUUUCAACAGUUGUAACAUUUUCAUUAUUGACUGAUUGUUUUAUUGACUGCUCUCAACAAAUUAUUUUAAUUACUCUAUAAAAUAUCAAAAACAUGUUUGUAUGUCAAAAUCUGAUCAAAAAUCCAAAAGCUGUAAUUUUUCAUGAAUUCACACACAGUGCGGAGAGACUGUUCAACCCCAAUGAAAUCUAAUUGGGAUUGAACAGUUCAAAUAAAAACUGAUUGAAAACAGCAUUCUUCAAAGUCUGCAGAUAAUAUUUUGCUAUUUUUUUCUGCAUAUUUGUGAGGUAAUCCAAAUGUAAUCUCAACAUUCUCUCUCUCUCUCUCUCUCUCUCUCUCUCUCUCUCUCUCUCUCUCUCUCUCUCUCUCUCUCUCUCUCUAUAUAUAUAUAUAUAUAUAUAUAUAUAUAUAUAUAUAUAUAUAUAGGUUAGCUGUUUAGGGAUUAUUCCUUGGGAAAAUAUGCACAUUAGAGCUUGCAUGGGAUCCUAUGUCGUUACGAAGACUGUUCUUGUGGUAACAUGAUAAUUUAUCUCGUUAUGUCAUGAAAACAGUUUUAAAACAACAAGCGAGUCCGGCCGCUCUCAGCUUCCCUUGGAUUCAGUACCACAGAGUCAUCGUCAAACACAGUAUCACCUGAUCCCUUGACUCAUCGUAUGUCACUAAGUUACAUGUUAGUUACAUUUGAGUGACUGAGCACAUUGCUUGAAAUUGUCAUGGUCAUUAUAAGAAUGAAUGCCGAUUAUUUUUCCAUUUGUUGACUGAUCACUUUAUUGACUUAUUGGUUUAACUUGAAAUGUCAGAGUAUUAAAUGUAAAAAAAGGAGAAACUGCUCACAACAAAAUAAUUAAAUGAUUUGAUGAAGCUGUUUGUCAUAUGAGAAGUACAAAUGAGCGUAAUGGCCAAUCACUGACAAAUAAUUAUAAUUGUAAUGAUAAAAA